AUGGCCAAGGAAAAUUCCACAGUGGUCACAGAGUUCCUCCUUUUGGGACUGACAGAUCGUGCAGAAUUGAAAGUCUUUCUCUUUAUGCUUUUCCUGGUGAUAUAUAUAAUUUCUUUGGUGGGGAAUCUUGGCAUGAUUGUAUUAAUCCAAAUCACUCCCAAGCUUCACACUCCCAUGUACUUUUUCCUCAGCUGCCUCUCAUUUGUUGAUGCUUGCUAUUGUUCUGCCUUUGCACCAAAAAUGCUUGCAGAUUUCUUUGAGGAGAAGGCAACCAUAUCAUACACUGCUUGUUUAGUGCAAUAUUUUAUAUUUGCAGACUUUAUUACCACUGAAGUAUUUUUCCUGGCAGUGAUGGCAUAUGACCGGUAUAUGGCCAUUGCUAAUCCAUUGAUUUAUAUGGUGGUCAUGACUAAGAGAAUGUGCGCUAUUCUGGUCAUUGGGUCAUGUAUAGGAGGAAUCAUUAAUUCACUGACACACACAAUUGGCUUAGUCAGAUUAUCCUUCUGUGGGCCAAAUGUCAUCAGCCAUUUCUUCUGUGAUGUGCCUCCACUGCUGAAGCUCUCUUGUUCUGAUUCUUCCAGAAAUGAACUAUUGCUCCUAAUAUUCUCAGGGGUAAUUGCCAUGAUGACCUUCUUGAUUGUGAUUAUCUCUUAUUUCUUCAUUGUUGUUGCCAUUCUCAGGAUGCGCUCAGCGGCUGGAACACGUAAAGCCUUCUCUACUUGUGCUUCCCACCUGACAGCUGUCACUUUGCUCUAUGGUUCUAUAAGCUUCAGUUACAUUCAGCCAAGCUCCCAUUAUUCAUUGGAACAAGAGAAAGUGGUUUCUGUGUUUUAUACCUUGGUGAUUCCAAUGCUGAACCCAUUGAUCUAUAGCCUAAGGAACAAAGAGGUCAAAGAUGCUGUGAAAAGGGUAAUGGAUAUGAGACCAUCGUUUUGCUAA
Messenger RNA from Dromiciops gliroides (monito del monte), 939 nucleotides. Its product is annotated as olfactory receptor 1052-like. The transcript has a single exon. The coding region runs from base 1 to 939 and encodes 312 amino acids. The record is from RefSeq and is a predicted model, not a curated record. Lineage: Eukaryota; Metazoa; Chordata; Mammalia; Microbiotheria; Microbiotheriidae. Gene Ontology annotation, biological process: G protein-coupled receptor signaling pathway; sensory perception of smell. Gene Ontology annotation, cellular component: membrane. Gene Ontology annotation, molecular function: olfactory receptor activity; G protein-coupled receptor activity; odorant binding.